CUUCCAUCUACAAGACGAGGGAACAUGAGGAACACAGGCACUGUAGCACAGGGCCCUGGCCAAGGGUUCCCUGAUCUUCCAUCUACAAGGCGAGGGAACACAGGCACAGUAGCACAGGGCCCUGGCCAAGGGUUCCCUGAUCUUCCUUCUGCAAGACGAGGGAAUGCAGGCACUGAAGCACAGGGCCCUGGCCAAGGGUUCCCUGAUCUUCCAUCCACAAGACGAGUGAACAUGGGGAACACAGGCACUGUAGCACAGGGCCCUGGCCAAGGGUUCCCUGAUCUUCCAUCUACAAGACGAGGGAACACAGGCACUGUAGCACAGGGCCCUGGCCAAGGGUUCUGUGAUCUUCCAUCCCCCACACAAAGUAACUAUAUCCCAAUAGACAUUUCAGAUUUCUAUUACAAAGAAAUCUUUUGGAUGAUUUUGCAUGAUUCAGGUAGCAAUCAAGAAAAUGCAGAAGGAAGUCAGGGCAAUCAAAGUCCUACACUUGAUUACAAUGUGGCAAUAUCCUACGAUGACACUGUGUCAGUACUGAGCCAGAUAUAUCAAGGGAAAAGGAAAAUGUCAAACAAAAGAGACACCAGUAGGAGAAUUCAUGAACUGUUCAGAAAAAUGCUUACAAAAUACAUCUCAACUAAAACACUUGUCCUAGAAUGGAUACUCAGGAAGAUCAAAAUGGAUAAAAGCAUGCUUGUUAAACUGACAGAAGCUCUUCAAGGUCUGCAAAAAGGUGAUCUUAGGAGGAUUCAUCACCUGAUCAAAUUUGCAAGUUUGAUGUUUGAGAACAUCAUAGAAGUUGUCCAACUCCUCCUACUAAUGACAGAGUUGGCUGCUGACGCUAAAGCCACCCUCAUCCAGCCACUAAAACUCCUCAUGAUCAGUGGCCACACCACUGACCCUGACGACAGCACAAGAGGAACUGAUAUCAUUCCAAAGUCAGUUCCCACCGAACUACCUACAUCACAGCCCCUUAUACCAGAAAACCCAUUGCAGCCUCUAUACGAAAAAUGUUCACUAGAGCCUGUCUUACCCAGAACUUCAACACUGCAGCCUCUCCUACCCGGAACCUCUACACUGCAGCCUCUUCCAUCAGAAACUGAUGAUGAAGAGCUGGAUGACCAUCUAUCCCAACAGCAAUUCCCAGGUUCAUUUCCAGUAGGUGAAAAAGAGAUACAGCACCUGGAGGGAUCUGUUGGCUGCACUGACCCCCGACUUCAAUGUGCGCCAAGCUUUUACGUCAUAGGAGCAGCACAGGGAUCUGCAUUUGAACCCCCUCAAACAGGUUCAAUCGAAUCUGGAGAUGUAGAUAAUGUGGAAGCGUCUCCCCAUGGAAAGCCAGCAUCUGUAACUGACCACCCUCAGUCUGCAUCACUUGAUGGCUCCAGAUACAGAAACAGACUAAAGUCCGAUGCAGCAGCAAGAAGAGAAGUCAGUCGGUUAACGGUGGACCAAAGAACUCACAGGAUUGUUGAUGCAAGAAUAUCCCAACAGAUUCAAAUCUUGAAAACAGAACAGACAUACACCUUGAUACGGUAUGAAGACUCCACUCUACAGGGUUUGAUACAGGACAAUGUGCAUGGUGGUACAGAGGAUAUCAAAGAGAAUGUGCAUGGUGGUACAGAGGAUAUAAAAGAGAAUGUGCAUGGUGGUACAGAGGAUAUCAAAGAGAAUGUGCAUGGUGGUACAGAGGAUAUCAAAGAGAAUGUGCAUGGUGGUACAGAGGAUAUCAAAGAGAAUGUGCAUGGUGGUACAAAGGAUAUCAAAGAGAAUGUGCAUGGUGGUACAGAGGAUAUCAAAGAGAAUGUGCAUGGUGGUACAAAGGAUAUCAAAGAGAAUCAAGAGAAACGAUCGUCAGAUUCACAAUGACAAACAACAGCGAUGAUCUUCAGGAUGUGAAUAAAAAUCAAAGUCAAGACCUUGAGGGUGUGAAUUCUUUUACAGCCUAAACCUCUGCAGUCGGUUUCCCGAGCAUUCUCUAAGAAAUCCCAGAGAUUUCUUAAUGCCCUAGGCUUUCUUGUGGAAUAGCCAUUGAGUUUGAAAUAUUUUACUUGUACAAGUGUUGAAGAUUGAUAUGACCUUGUGUUGCUAUUACUGAAUACGAUCAUAAAAUAUCACUGUAUUGAAAACUUUGAAAUACAUUGUGUCGCUGCCUGUC
This is a messenger RNA of Haliotis rubra (blacklip abalone), 2158 nucleotides long. RefSeq lists its product as uncharacterized. The coding region runs from base 25 to 1869 and encodes 614 amino acids. NCBI's taxonomy places the organism in Eukaryota, Metazoa, Mollusca, Gastropoda, Lepetellida, Haliotidae. The transcript has 4 exons. The record is from RefSeq and is a predicted model, not a curated record.